Notolabrus celidotus (New Zealand spotty) is the source of this 845-nucleotide messenger RNA. It is a transcript of the gene fam151a, whose product is annotated as family with sequence similarity 151 member A. Lineage: Eukaryota; Metazoa; Chordata; Actinopteri; Labriformes; Labridae. The record is from RefSeq and is a predicted model, not a curated record. The transcript is spliced from 5 exons. Bases 1 to 792 code for a protein of 263 amino acids.
AUGUCAUGGUUCCACCUACACAAACACAGACACAGGCAGCAGAGCCGUGUGAGGAGAUUCUAUCCUGGUGGAGACCUGAUGGACUUCUUUAAUCCACCUCACAACUCAGACCUUGAUUCCCCAUCAACAGUCACGCAACCCAACAGCCUGGAAGUCCACUGGUUUACAGUCAGGGAUCGGACCUCCCUGUUAGCUCAGCUCUCUGACGGUGUUGGUGGUAUGUUGGUAGUACGAGUGGCUUCUCACAGCAAACACCCUGGAGUCCCUCUAGUGGCAGGUUCUGGGAUGAGCUCAGAGGUGCUCACACUGCAGGAUGUACUGCAGCUGCUCGGGCAGAGAGCUGAUGCUCCCUGGGGUGUUUACCUGCAGAUCCGUACUCAGCAGCUUCUGGAAGCCUCCCUGGAACUGCUGCACUCAGCCUACAGCAGAGAGGAGCUCUACAGGCCCAUCUGGAUCAGCAUGGAGGGUUUACAGAGCACUGACGACACCAAGGAGUUUGCAUCCAAAGUAGAGGAGCUGUUCCCGUACGUCACCCUCGUCCUUCAAGAACCAAACUGGCCUCCUCUGAUCCCAGAGACAGUGACGGGUUUAUCUCAGAGGGUGGCUCUACGUCUGGACUCGCUGCCUGAAGGACAGGAGGCGCUGAGGUCUCUGGUGGAGUUGAUGGACAGAUACGACCUUAUAGUGGAAGACGCCACGAAAACCAGCGCUGCAGAGUUUAUUAAAGGACUUCUGACUCAGCGUGAAGGAGGAGCAAACACAAACCUCUACAUGAUACCAGACCAACCCUGAGGACAAAUAUGAUCACCCCAAAAUUCAGCAUUAAAAAAGAGGAAUGUGUGUUA